Messenger RNA from Mesocestoides corti, 1053 nucleotides. The record is from the annotation of a GenBank genome assembly. NCBI's taxonomy places the organism in Eukaryota, Metazoa, Platyhelminthes, Cestoda, Cyclophyllidea, Mesocestoididae.
AUGCCUAUCACGAUUACACCAUCCAUUCUGAAAGAAAGUUCGUCAGUGUCAUCCUCACUCGAGCCAACCAGCGAUGAAUUUCGUGUGAUAGUUAUUCCUGGGGAAGUUAUAUUUACCUCAGGCUCUAAUCUCAUUACUGGCCAUGGCACUUAUCGUGUGGAUACGACUGGCGGCGCGAGCAACACUACCUCGGGUGACCAAGAACUCCCCGUGGACACUCUCCAAACGCCAAUGGAUACUGCAACCUCCUCGGCGCUGCCGAUGCACGCCUCACUUGCAGGCCGUUUAAAGUCCGUAAAUAAGCUGGUGUACGUUGAGCCGCCCAGUGCUCGCUACUCCGGAAACGUUGGAGAUACUGUGGUAGGAAGAAUUAUUGAGGUGGAACAAAAACGUUGGAAAGUGGACGUGAAUUCCUAUCACUUGGCAAAUCUCUCUCUUGCAAACGUUAAAUUGCCAACUGGUGAGCUGCGUCGAAAAUCAGAGGAUGAUGAACGCGCAAUGCGCUCUUUUAUGCGAGAAGGCGAUUUGAUUGUUGCUGAAGUUCGUGAAGUCUACCGUGACGGGAGCCUUCAGCUUCACAUGCCCGGCAAACGAACCGGACGUCUUGGCGAAGGCUGCGUUCUGCGUCUCUCACCAAGUCUAAUUCGUCGUCAGAAGAUUCACCGACACCAGUUAGCAGUCCCUUCUCUAUCUGAGGGGUCCAAUCAAGUCCGCACCACGGCUGUUGGCCUUAUUUUAGGCUGCAACGGGCUCGUUUGGAUUGGACCAGCCCGUGGUAUGGACCUGGGUGCAUGCUUGGGUGCCUCCAUCUCCGGUAAGAAGAUAUUUUCAUCUCUCGAGGAGCGAUUGGCAGUUGGACGCGUGCGAAAUGUCGUCCUGGCGCUGGCUACACAGGGCUACUUGGUGUGGGAGACGUCGGUGCUUGCUGGUUGUGAGGCAAGUUUUGUGGAGGAAUUACAGAGUGAAGAUGGAGCACACAUUACUCGUCUUCUGCUUCCAGAACACCAAAAACACUUGGUUUCCCUUGUAACUACAAAACUUGCAGAUUCUUAA